UGCCCAUCAAUCGGGGAGUGAAUUGGGAUUGCCGCGGGAGGCGGCGGCGGUGGUGGCGGUUCCGGUGGUCGGUCUUUUUCCGCCGCUGUCCGCAGCAGCUCCGGCUCCUCCAUGGCCGCUGCGGUCCCUGGCGCGGUUCUCCCUGCCGUGCCGGGAGUGGGGGAGGCCGUGUCCGUGGAGGUCAGGCCCGGAGGCUUAGGACCCCCGCCUCCUUGAGGAGAAGGAGCCGAAAUGGCAAAGCUGGCCGCGCAGGUGAUUCCUUAACUUUCCUGAUCACUGUCUCCAAAUACUUUCUAAAUGAACAUUCCUGUUACUCUCAAAUUGCUGGAAAUGGCAAGUCCAGCCAUCAGCCCUGACUCUUCUUCCCAUGAAGGACUUUCUUCUGUCAACUCGAUGCCUGCAUGUUCCCCUACUUCCGAUUCUGAGAACCUGAGCCCAGAUGAGUUGGAGCUCUUAGCCAAGUUGGAAGAACAAAACAGGCUUUUGGAAGCUGAUUCAAAGUCAUUACGCUCUAUGAAUGGCUCACGAAGGAAUAGCGGGUCGUCUUUGGUGUCCAGUUCUUCUGCAUCAUCUAAUCUGAGCCAUCUUGAAGAAGAUACCUGGAUCUUAUGGGGAAGGAUUGUCAAUGAAUGGGAAGAAUGGCGGAAAAGAAAAGAGAAGUUACUCAAGGAACUCAUAAGGAAAGGAAUCCCUCACCAUUUCCGAGCAAUUGUUUGGCAGCUUCUGUGCAGUGCCACAGACAUGCCUGUGAAGAAUCAGUAUUCAGAGUUGCUGAAAAUGUCUUCUCCUUGUGAAAAGUUAAUCAGAAGAGACAUUGCCAGAACAUAUCCCGAACAUGAGUUCUUCAAGGGGCAAGACAGUCUGGGCCAGGAGGUUCUCUUCAAUGUUAUGAAGGCUUAUUCUCUAGUAGACCGUGAGGUUGGAUACUGCCAAGGUAGUGCAUUCAUCGUGGGACUGCUGCUCAUGCAGAUGCCAGAAGAGGAGGCCUUCUGUGUAUUUGUACGGCUGAUGCAAGAGUAUAGACUACGGGAAUUAUUCAAACCCACUAUGGCCGAGUUAGGACUUUGUAUCUAUCAGUUUGAAUAUAUGCUGCAGGAACAACUACCUGAGCUGAAUAUCCACUUCCGCUCCCAAAGCUUUCUCACCUCUAUGUAUGCAUCAUCUUGGUUUCUUACACUCUUCCUCACUACUUUUCCUCUACCUGUGGCCACACGAGUAUUUGACAUCUUCAUGUAUGAGGGAUUGGAAAUAAUCUUUCGUGUAGGAAUGGCUCUUCUGCAAUUCAACCAAGCUGAACUGAUGCAACUGGACAUGGAAGGGAUGUCUCAGUAUUUUCAGAAGGUGAUUCCUCAUCAGUUUGACAGCUGUCCUGAUAAGCUGAUCUUCAAGGCCUAUCAAGUCAAAUACAAUCCUAAGAAAAUGAAACGACUGGAGAAAGAAUAUACUGCAAUAAAAAACCGGGAAAUGGAAGAACAGAUUGAAAUCAAGAGGCUCCGUACUGAGAACCGCCUUCUGAAACAGCGAAUUGAAACCCUGGAGAAGGAGAGUGCUGCCUUGGCAGAUAGAUUGAUCCAGGGCCAAGUUACUCGUGCACAGGAGGCUGAGGAGAAUUACAUUAUCAAGCGGGAGCUGGCAGUUGUGAAGCAACAAUGCUGCUCUGCUACAGAGAAUUUGCAGAAGGCGCGAAGCACCAUUCAGCAACUUCAGGACCAACAAGGAAAUCCCCGCUACUCUGAGGAAUUUGUGAGCCACCUGGAAACAGAACUGGAACAAUCGCGCUUGAGGGAAUCUGAAACUCUGAGUGCUCUUAAAGAGAUGCAGGAUAAAGUUCUGGACAUGGAAAAGAAAAACAGCUUGCUUCCAGAUGAAAACAAUGUGGCCCGUCUACAGGAAGAACUGAAAGCUAUGAAGUUGCGGGAGUCUGAGGCAAUGAAAUCCUUCAGAGAGCUGCAACAGCAAGUGAAGGAGCUCAAUGACAAUUGGCAGGUUCAUCUGAGCCGGACCGGAGGGCGGUGGAAGGACUCUCCACGAAAGAAUACAAUAAAUGAUCUCCAAGAUGAACUGAUGAAUCUCCGUCUGCGUGAGACACAGGCUCAGGGUGAGGUCCGGGAGUUGCAUCAAAGAGUGGUAGAGCUUGAAACCCAGGAUCAGAUUCACAGCAACCUCCUCAAUCGGAUGGAACAGGAGUGUUCUGGGCUGCACGAAAAGGUGCAGUAUUUCACAGCCCAAAACAAAGGGUUGCAGACGCAGUUGAGUGAGACCAGGCGCAAGCAUGCUGAAUCUGAGUGCAAGGUGAGUGUGCCCAUUCAACAGUACCAAGUGCUUUGCCAGUCCAAGAAAAAAGAGAAUAUCGGUAUACAACCUCAUACUUCCACUAUUCCAGAUCCUAAGUGGGUUUCACAGUGCCGAAUGCCAAACCAUUGUGGCUGCUGCUCCAGUGCCUUCUCUUUCUCUCUCCUACAGAUUCGGCUAAUGAAAGGACAGAAGCCUUUUGAGGACUCCAUGGGCUUUGAUGGCAUACAUAUUGUGAGUCACCUGGCAGUGGACGAUGACUCGCUGCAUUCUUCAGAUGAAGAAUUGCUGACCAGCCCUAUGGUAGUGGGUGCCCUGCAGGAUGUUUUGUAUCCACUGUCUCCUCACAACACACACUUUCUGCAUGGGGCUGAAAGCUCUGGUAAGGAGAGUGACGGCACCACGGAUAGCGACCCUGAUGAGCCUACCUCUGCCGCUGAGGCCAAUGGUGAGAUCAUCUUUGCAGAGGCCCUGGGCAAAUGAGGAGCGAUGCUGCCAUCCCAACUCAGUCAGUUGAUCCCCUGGUCCUGUUGUAACUAAGAAGUCAGGGACCCGAUGGAACUGAGUCUUCGGCCCAGUGAGUAUCCUGGCUCAGAUGUGGCAUGGAGUGUCCUACAUGAACAAAUAUGGAUUGUUAUCAGCACUGCCCUUUUUUUCAGCUUUGCCACUGGGAGUUAAAAUCCAAAUCCAGGUAUUGGCCUCAUCCAUGUCCUGCUUUCCACACUUUUUUUUUCCUUCUCUACACAAAGAUUUGCACAGAUGAGGACUGUGAAGGGGCAGCAGAAGCAAUCAAUCCACAGAUUCCCUAAAAUGCAGCCUAGCUGUAUUCCAUCUCUGUCUCCUUGCUGUGCUUGGAGGAGGGAAAGGGAUUGGUCUUCCCUUUAUUUAUAUUUGUCUCCUAGCAUGCUGCUGUGCAUCCAGAGGAGAAAACUGAGUGCCUGCAUAAUUGUAUGUAAAUUUCCACCCUGGAAAAGGACAAGAAGGAGAAAUGAGCUUCUGAGGAGGUGAUUUGUUCUAGUGAGGGAGAUAAUAUUUUUGUUCCUGUUUAUUAUUUAUUUUUUAGAGUGCAAUUACUAAUCCAGCUCUUCGAAAACUUCGAUGGUUUUGAAGGCUUUUAUAUGGAGGAGCCAAAACUGCUUCUGUAACGUAAUCAUACAACAGUUUCUAUUUAACUACGUAAAGGGAUAUGCUUUACUAACUCCACUUUUAUAUCAUAUUUUCAAACUCUGUUUUUUGCAGCAUUCUGGCUCGGUGCCUAAUUGGCUCGGACAGGAAGACAGUCCAUCAGUGCACAUGCACAUGCGUGCACACAUACACACUUAUAUAAUUGAAGCGGGGACAGGGAAAUACGUUAGUAAGCUGCUGUUUGAUUCAUGAGAUCAGUAUUAAUUGCUAAAUUUUCAGGCAGCUGAGAAUUUGACAGUGUUACUGUGUGGCAAGAGACGAAUAUGUGGGAUAUCUAGAUAGCUGAUUCUGCCAAGAUAAAAAAAUGAAGGCCCUCGAGGGCUCAAAUUUGAGUUACAUAUCAAGUAGAAGAAAUGAGUUUCCUAAUAUUAUGUUUGCCUCCAAACAUUAUUAGGGUAGGGAUAGCAAGGGAGAACCAGCAGGCAAGUUAUGCUUAACCCUUAUGCGUUUACUGAUGAUUCUGUGCCAAUGCUCUUCGGUUCCAUUAUGCCUUGGGAGCAUUGGGUUAUGUAAAAUGUAAUUCUGCUCCCAGGAGCAAUUCCUUGCAGAAACAAGCCUCCUCUUGAAGAGUGUGUGUGUGUGUGUGUGUGUGUGCCAGUGUGUGUUUAUGAGGGAGGUUGGGGGCAAGGCAGGGUAGAGAAAAGAACACGUUUUCUUAACAGAAUUAGCGAAAGGAUUGCUGGCAGCCCACUUCAUGACGGUUGGCAAAGAAAGAACCCAUAAUUCAUGCGGGGAUUCUAAUGAAGAAGGGUUUGAAUUAAAACUGUAGGUGCGUAUUUCAGUUGGAAAUAUUACAGUCAUUGCAAUGCUCUUUGUAAUUCAGUUUCAUACUCGGUUUGCUGCAAAAAGGCUUGUUCUUCACAAAGGGGGUGGGGGACGGGCAACAGUGGUUGAGAAACAUCAGUGGAGUAUUACGUAGGAGCACUGCAUGUUUUCUGAAGCUACAAAUAAUGCUGCAGUUGGGACUGCCUCUUCAUUUUUGACGUAUGGAACUGAAGACGGUAGUUUUAAUUUUGUCCCCUUUCCUGAACAGAGUCCAUGUUUAAGAGUAUUAAAGCUACUGUGCCACAGCGUGCUUUUGGGGGAUUGGUGUAGCACCCAGACAUCACUGCAAGUACAAUUUCAGACACUCCCCCACACCCCAAAAAAGUUAGGGCAGGGCAGAAAAUGCCUUUGAAAGAUAUGCAGUGCUGUUUCUUCCCAAUUAAAUUAAGAAGUUGUGCGGAUUUUGAAACACUUAGCAUUGCAAGGUAUCUGAAUAAAGGCAUUGUUGCCACUGAUGAUGUUGCAGCUGAGAAUAAAGAUCACCUGACACUAGAAGAUGGAAAGGGUUUCACAGAAGGUCUAUGAAAGAGGCUGGGCAAGUGCAGAAGGUGGGAGAUGUGAGGCUUUGGCCCUGCCAAGAAGGUAGGCAAUGUUGUUAAGCAAGAUCUGUGGUUGUGGAUGGCCAUCGACUAACAGGUUUUGGAAUUGGGGAAUGAAAUAAUUCCUCCUCUCAGGGAAGGGCCAUUUCUUGCUACGGAUGUGUUUUCUUCAUCCUCUGCUCAGUUUUUUUCCCCUUUCUCAUCUGUAGUAAACCAAUCUGCCUUUUAAGUUUACCUAAAAUUUUAAAGCUUGCAACUUUAUUAAUAACUGACCACGUUCUGUAUCAGACACAUAGGCCUCUCUUUUUGGAAGAGUUCUCCAUGACCCCUUCCUUGGCCUGGGUUUGGGAGAAGCUGUUUGGAUUUUCCAAGGGCUUUUUUAGCUCCAAAUCAGUGAGGGUAAACCAGCGUUUGUGAAAGGGGAAACAAACCUCCAAAUGCCUAGCCACUAAUCAUGUGGCUGGCCCUGAACUAGUGAACAGAAAUAAACACACACACACACACACACACACACACACACACACACACACACACACGUACAGAUAAGUAUUUAUAUAGUAUGCCUAGUGAAAGGCACCACUUUGGCAUAAUCUUGUGUAUUUUAUAUAUACAUUUUACACACAUACCGAUACAUCCACACUACACUGUAAUACUAAAAUUUUGUAAUUUAUCCUUUCAGUCUCAAAUAGAGAUCAUCGGAAUAAUACGUGGUCCAGAUGAGUUCAGUUUGCAUUGUUGUUUUGAUCUGCUUGCAUCGGUCUGAAGCUCCCCCUUCCCCCUGCUAGCAGUGGGCACAUGUUUGCAAUGUUGGAUGGCUUGUGAAACUAUUUUGCCAGUUGUGCAUAAUACCUAGCAAUUGUGGCUAUUUGUUUUGUGUAGUGCUAUCUGAAUGCUUACUGUCUCCAAAAUUACAAGUUAGGAAGACCUUUUUAAAAAAAUAUGAAGUAAAUCUAUUGACUUUACUUUUUUGCAGUUGCACUGAAGUAAAUGAAAGGAGAUGGUUCAAACCAUAUCCAUUUUUCCCCCCAAUUUGGUUCAAGAUUGUUGUUGUUAAAUUUAAGACUUGAUUCAUUUGGCUGAUUUGUCCUUUAAAGUUCAUUAUGGCACAACCUUGAUUACAGUAAAGGCUGCUAACCUAUUCUAUACAAAUUAUUCAUGGUACUGCAGCUUUUUCCCAGUGUUUAGAUCACAGCUGUAGAGCCUUAUAAUACAGUUCAUUAAAUGAUGCCACAAACUCCGACUUCCCACUCUUUAUUGCUUCUACUUGUAUACAAGCUUGAAGAAAACGAUAACUUUCUUUUUCUUCCAUGCUAGUAAAUACUAGGAACUACAGGAUAUAUUAGAAGUGUUUUGGUCUAAUUUCUCAGAGAUCCAUGCAACAUCAGAGCAUAAGAGCUGAAUCUUCCCUUUGCAGAGGAGGAUUAUACUAUACCAGGAAAUAGUAUAGCAUGGUUUUGGAGCUCUGGAUAAUAAAUGUAAAACCAUGUGAUAAAUAUUAUUACAUAAAAUAACUUGCAAUGAAACCUAUAGAAAAUUAAUAAAAUAAGUAUUAGGAGCAAGAGAUGGGAAAUCUAAUUUCAUCACAGCAAAGUGCAGGAAACUUACCUGUUCAAGUUGCAUAAUGUGUUGUUUUUGGUUGAGUUUGAUUAGAUACCAGAUUUCAUGAAUAAACCACAGUAUAGUGAACUACAUUAGGUCAUGAAAAACAUAGCUUCAAUUUUAGCAGAAUGAGCUUGAUUUACCAAGUGAACUAUAUGUCUAGUUCUUCAUAAAGAAUGCAUUUCUAUCAAGCUAUCGACAACCCUCAGCCCACCCCAUUCCUCUGCUGGAUAUAAAUUAUAGUAUCUCCAAGGAAUUUUAUUUUUUCUUUUUCAAAGAACAGGCCUAUUAAAAAUCAUCCAUCCAUAGGAUCCAUAGCAAGUCCAUUAGAAGAAAAAGUACAGCCAGCCAAUCUUGGUAACCAAGAAUCAAACACAUUUGCUUUUUAUCUGUAUUUUCCAGCAAAAGUAACUUCCUAAUAUGGGUGGGCUGUGUUAUAUUCUGAAAGGAACUAUAUAGGAACUAUUCUGAACAUAGUUGUGAGUUUCCAAGCCAAGCUGUUUGUGAGACAGUCAUUUGCUUCUUUUAAACUUUUCUAUUUCCCUUAACAAGAAGUAUUACAAACAAAAUUUAAAGGAUGAAGCCAGUUUUUAAUGAAGUGGUUCUUGUGUGUUUUUCUCCCUUGCAUUUUCUUUUGUGGCUAUUCUUCGGGCCUUUAUUUUUUUUUUCCCAGUGAAGGUGCCAAACCCACUCAGUCCUUUGGCCAGUGGGACAGCCACAUAUAUAUAUAUAUAUAUUUAAAAAAUAAAUAAAUUUUCAGCAGAAUUUCAGCGAGGGAGGAAGCAAAACACUACUUUUAAGGUGCAUUUUUAUUUCUGUCAUGAGUUUCCACAGGUAUCUCUUCUCUUACCUUAUCUUCUGUGGAUUCCCUUGUACAUCCCUCCCCCAAGUAUUUAUAUGAACACAAAAUCAUGAGGAAUCUUCUGGUAGGCCUCACAUUCUGAUGCUGAGAAAGCAGACCUACUUAUAAAGUAGGUUUAACACAGUUAGUAUCUUAAAGCAGACUGUUACGUUGCCCCAGCAGAUUAUUUUGGACAGGCGAGGCGGAAGAUGGUGCUUGUGGUAGCUACCAGCAUACUUCAAUUUGCACUUUCAUGCGGUUUUUCUUUAGAUUUCCUUCUACACAGAAGGAAAUCAAUGUGGUGCUCUUUUAGGACUGGGAUUGGGAUUAUUACUUCUAUUCUCCCCCCAGGAUUGACACUAGAAUUUGAGUUACAGGUAGCCCUUGACUUAUUACCACAAUUGAGCCCAACGUUUGCUAAGUGAAACAUUUGUUAAGUGAGUUGGGCCCAUUUUAUGACUUUUCUUGCCACAUUUGUUAAGUGAAUU
Messenger RNA from Notechis scutatus (mainland tiger snake), 7769 nucleotides. Lineage: Eukaryota; Metazoa; Chordata; Lepidosauria; Squamata; Elapidae. The record is from RefSeq and is a predicted model, not a curated record.